AUGAACUCGCUCAACAAGGUGUUGGCCAAGGCCACCGAGUUGGGUAUGCUACAACGGUUGGCGCGGCGGGAACUUGUGACCUCCUUGUCCCUAUAUGCGAAUGAUGUGGUGAUCUUCUGUCACCCGGAUGAGGCGGAGUUGCGUGCGGUUCGAGGCAUUCUGGAGCUCUUCGGACAAGCCUCCGGCCUACGCACCAACUUCGCUAAAUGCUCGGUUUUCCCCAUUGCCUGCAACAACGAGGAGGCCGAUGGCGCUGCGGAAUUCAUGGAGUGCCAGCUAGCGCCUUUUCCGAUAAAGUACCUAGGCAUCCCUCUGUCCACCACGCGACUGACGACGGUGUCAUUCCAGCCCCUAUUGGAUAGACUAGCUGACAAGCUGCCGACGUGGAGUGCAUCUAUGAUGCCGCGCGCUGGGCGCUUGGCGCUGAUACGCGCGGCGCUUGCGGCGAUCCCGCUGCACCAGCUGAUGGUACUUGGCCUGAACAAGAAGAGGCUCAAGCAGGUCAACAAGAUCUUGCGAGGGUUUCUAUGGGUGGGCAGGGCUGAGGCCAACGGAGGCAACAACCACAUGAACUGGGCUAGGGUGUGCCGACCGCUUAACCUAGGUGGGCUCAGAAUCCCAGACCUUGCACGGAUGGCCACCAGCCUUAGGGUGCGCUGGCUGUUGAGGAUGCGCACGGACCCCCCGAGACCGUGGCGCGGGCUGGAUAUGCAGUUCUCGAAGGCGGAGCUGGACAUCUUUGCAGCAUCCACCUCGAUGGUGGUGGGUAAUGGAGAGUCCGCCCUCUUCUGGGAGGACCUGUGGAUGGACGGCAGAUCCAUCAAAGAGAUGGCACCGGAAGUGUACGAGCUGGUACCGAAACGACGCAGGAAGGCACGUAUGGUACGCGAGGCGCUGCUCGAUCUAUGUGCAGCUGUGGGGCUGGCUAAGAGGGUUCUAGCUAACGGCGGAACAAGACAUGAUGACCUGGUUGUGGACGACGGAUGGUGUUGGACGGGUGAGAAACUGGCGCGUCGGGGCCUUCCGCAUGCGCCCAGAUGCCCGCUCUGUGAUCAGUCCGAGGAGACCAUGCCGCACCUUCUCCCAGGAUGCUCAUUCUCCAGGACGAUCUGGUUCGAGGUCCUCUCGUGGAUUCGAUCCACCUCGGAACCUCCUUCGGAGGGCGACUUCGUGGAGUGGUGGUCGCUGGUGGUGCGGACUACCCCUCGCCAGCUGCUCAAGGGUACCUCGUCGAUUAUCAUGCUCACAGCAUGGUGGAUCUGGAAGCAUCGGAACGCUGCGAUCUUUGACAACGCACAGCCUUCGGUGCGUUCCUUGUUCAACGACAUCAGGACGGAGGCGCGGCAGUGGGUGGACGCGGGAGCCCGGGGUGUUCGCCAGCUACUCUCCUAG
Molecule: messenger RNA, 1392 nt
Organism: Lolium perenne
Lineage: Eukaryota; Viridiplantae; Streptophyta; Magnoliopsida; Poales; Poaceae
Source: RefSeq, a predicted model, not a curated record